AUGUGCCACCUGUGGGUCACUUAUGGCUCUCAAGCCACUUGUGGCGCACCAAAGGAUUUUGGGCAGCCUGCAAAAAAUGUAGAGGAUGUUUUUCUCCACAUUUUUCGUGGGCCUCUGGAAAUCUUUUGGUAUGUCACAAGCGGCCCGAGGGCCAUAAGUGGCCUGCAGGCCUGGCAUAAGGGAAUUCCUUCUAUCAUGCACAUUGAUCCCACCAAUUUUCCUCCCAACGGCCUUCCUCGCGCCUGCUUCCUUUCCUCCUCCUCCUCCUCCCCCUUCUCCCUGGGUUGCCCCUUUUCCCGAAACCCCCUCAAACCCCAGGAAUUCGAGAGGGGGAUUUCUAAGACAGGGACAUUCAAAAACACACACUCGAGGCCCACUGAAGCGAGAAUACGAUAGAGCCUGGUCAACAUUCUCGACACAGGAUCCCGUGAGGGGCAGCCAGCCAAUGCCAGACCCUCACUCGCAAUAGUCCCACCCCCUGCAGCAUCCGCUACGGUCUUAGCCAAUAAGAAGGACAGACCUCUAGUACCACCCAAUGGGAGUCAGAGAAGCGGCGCCAUUGGCCGGGGCUGUACCGCAGUGCAGUCUGGGCCUCCGCCUCCGUUACCCUGGAGCCCGAGUCGCUGCUCCAAGAGCCUCCGCCCCCGCCCCCGCCCCCGCCCUCGUCCCCGCCCCCGGCUCUGGGUUCAAACACAGCGCAACCUGGCAACCGCAGCCCAUAGCCAGCCCCGCAGCCUCCCGGGGAGGGAGUCCCUCACCGCCCUCGGGCGUCUGCCCAUUGGUGGGCUGACGCGAAGAUCUAGGGCUGGGAGGCUCCUUAGCGGAGAGGAAGGUGGAGAAGACCGGCCAGAUUUGGGAUACUUCUGGAGAAAAGGACCCGUGAAAUUAUGUGAAUACAGACUAUAUGUCAAAACAAUGGAAGAAAGAACAAGAAGCACAGAUUUCAAUCAAGACGGAUACUCAGAACAAGAACGAUAUAGUGAUACCUUUUGUUCAGAUGAUUUUCAAAGUUCGUUUGCUUCUACCCUGUCAUCAACCCAGAAGGCCUGUUGUACUCCAUCAGUAAGGAAGAAAGGUACUAAGAUACACAGUUCAGAUAGUCAAGUACAACACCAAGCCCCUAGAAAAAUAAGCUACAAGUUUCCACCAAACAGAAGAGGAUUCCGAAUGGGAUGUCGUAGUGUCAGUAGGGAGCCUUCCCAGAGAGAUAUUGAUCUUCUCACUAAACGGGUUCUUUCUGCCAGACUGCUGAAAAUCAAUGAGCUGCAAAAUGAAGUGACUGAACUCCAGUUCAAAUUAGAUGAGCUGCUAAAAGAAAACAAGGCUUUGAAAAGGCUUCAGUACAGACAGGAGAAAGCCCUGAAUAAGUUUGAAGAUACAGAAAAUGAAAUCUCACAACUUAUAGUCAGACAUAACAAUGAGAUUAAGGCACUAAAAGAGCGCUUAAGAAAAUCUCAAGAGAAAGAACGGGCAACUGAUAAAAAAGUGAAAGACACAGAGUGUGAACUUCAUAGGACAAAAUGUUCUUUAAAGAAACUGAAAAUGCUCUCUGAAGCUAAGCACUUACCUGAACGAGAAGAUCUGGCAAAGAAACUAGUCUUAGCAGAGAACAAAUUAGACGAUACUGAGAAAAAAAUUAAGGAACUAUCAAAAAAUCUUGAGCUGAAUACUAGUAGUUACCAACGACAGUUGCAUGCUGAAAAGAAAAAGUCACAUGAUGCUCAGAAUGAAAAUAAAGUUCUUCAAAAGGAGCUACAACAAUUAUGUCAAAAACUGAGGGAAAAAGAGAGAGAACUGGAUGUAAAAAAUAUAUAUUCUAACCGCAUACUGAAGAAAACUCCUAAGAAAGAUAGAGAUGCUUCUCCAAGAAAAUGUGUAUCUGUGAGCCACAAAAUUACAGAAAUAUGUAGCUCAAAAGGAGUACAAACCAGUGAAUAUUUCCAAGAAGAUGACUUGUCAUCACCAGCUUCUGUUUCUCAAGACUCACCCAGACCAGAAGAAGAGGAACUACUUACUCGGGAACCGGAAGACUCAGAAGGUGAAGAUGAAGCUGAGACUCCAAGUACAGAAAGAGAAGAGAAACUUACAAAAAAUGAAGAACUAUGUGUUAUAAAACAAAAAGCUGAGAUUCUUCAAGAUGAUUGGACAAAAGAGGACCUUAAGGAAAAUCAAACAGAAAGUAUGAUUUUAAUAGAGAAAGAAGAAAAACCUAGAAUAGAAACAGCAAUUUACCAUAUUGAAAAUGAAAAUAGUCAGAAGUCAGAAGAAGAAGAAGAAGAAAGAUUAAAGAAAGAGAUGUUACUUGCUAAAUUGAAUGAAAUUGACAGAGAAAUACAAAAUUCCCUGAACUUAAGAAGUUCACACUCAAAUUUAAUCUGUCCAGAGAAGAAAUCCCAAAGUUUCAGGUUCUCAGAAUCCACUGAGAGGUUAUUUAAUGGGUUUCUUAACCAAGAUGGCAGUUAUAUAUCCACAAAUAAUGACAACCAGAAAAAAAGAAGUUUUUGGAGCCCAACCUCUGCCCCUGAUUUCACAUUUGGUAGUUACGUGCCUUCUUUUGGGAAAACAUCAGAGAGGUCAAGUCUGUUGAAUCAAAAAAGUGGCAUUGCAGAUUUGCCAAGAAGCACUAAAGAUAGUGGAGAUUUAAGUACAAAAAAGGAGAAAAAAGCUAAUCUCAUGGAGCAACUAUUUGGUGCCAGUGCCAGCAGCACCAUUUCCAGUAAAAAUAGUGCCUCAAGUUCUCUGACUAAUAGCAAAGGGGACUUUGACCCUCUAAAUGUACUCCCUAAGGAUAAAGGCAGCAGAAGCAAAGGACAAGAUGAAGAUGAUGACUUUUUCCUUAGUGAAGAGAGAAGUUUUAACCCAAACAGGCACCGGCCAAAACACACAAACAAUCGACCAGCAGUAAAGGCAGUUGAUUCUUUGGAAGAUGAAAUUGAAGAAGUAGUACUGAGAUGACUAUACAUAUUUUUCCAAUUCUCCUGAAGACUUCUGCAACCGUACUGAUUGUAAAUCCCUGGCAGAUGCAGACAGAGGUGAUGUCAGAAGAUAUUUCACUGUGUAAACAACUCAUUGCUGCCACAACCUGAAAUACUUGUAUGUAGCACAAUCCCUUAAUUUCUCCCCACUAGUGUACUCUUUAAUCAGGUGUGAGAUUUGAUACCUAGUCUUUUCAUUAGAACUACUCCAGGCCAGCUCUGAGGACAGACCCUCCAGCAAAAGCAAUCUCAUUACACCAAGAAAGACUGCCAGCAGAAAUAUCUCCCCAGUGAUAGAGAUGUGCACUUUAGUUUUGACAGGCACAGUGAUGUUUCCAUUUUAACCUAGUGUCUACUUUAUGUUAGUAAAUUUUAUCUGUAUAAUGUAAUUUUUGAAGCAUUAUUGGCUUAAACUGAAUAGCCAAAUUAAAUAUAUUGAACACCAGAAUAUAUAAAUGAUAGGUAAAGAUUUAAAUGCAGUUCAUUUAUAGCAAAAAAAUGUACAUUACUAUGCCUACAGGCAAGUAUAUUUCUUGACUCAAUGAAAAAUAUCAAGUCAAAAUUAUGUUUUCAUAAUAAUGUAGUUUUGAAAUUUUAAUGUAUUGUUGAAGAUUUGAACCUACACUCAAAUAGGCACUAAGGGGACAGCAUUAGUAUAAUGUUGUCUUGUACCUCUGAGUUAGUAAGCAACUGCUUUUUAAGACCAUGACUCUGCUUUGGCAAGUUGAUGUAGGCAAGAGAGAUCUUUUUCAGAUUAUAGUGGUCUCCCCUGGACUGCUGUAAUUGACCAUCAGCUAUAGCAGGAGUGUCCUGUAUAUACAAGGAGUAUAUUCAUGUUUUUUAGAUUCAACAGAAAAGAAACAUAGGUCCAGGAUGAGGAAUGAGGAAAAAUGGUAUGGCAAAGAAUGAGUAAAGAUUCAAGAAUGGCACAUGCUAUGACAAAUGAUUUAUUCUUCCAUCAAUGUUAUUGAUGAAUUUGGCUAUGCAAGGUUGAUUUCCAAUAACAUGAAUACUAAGGGGCCUCAAAUUGUAGUAUUUAUUUUGGAACCUGUACAAUAUCUCUUCACUUAGUUUGACAAGACUUAAUUUACAAGUCUCUAAUAUAUAUUUUUCCUACCUUAUAAAAGGUGAUCCUCAGAUAUUAAAAAUGGGCAAAAUAACACUGACUAUAUUAAUAACAUUAUUAGUAAUAAUGAUUAUUAUUAAUAACACUAUAUUAAACAGUACUCACUUUAUUAAUAAAGGGACAUUGAUGUAUAACAAACAAUAUGUUACAAAUCAUUUUUAAGUUUGUAAAACAAACAAUUAUUGUAAUACAGGUCUGGUAUACAAUGAUUCUAAUUAUAUUUAUUAUGUAAUGUUAAUUUUGUGCAUAGCUGCUAAUUUU
Vombatus ursinus (common wombat) is the source of this 4362-nucleotide messenger RNA. It is a transcript of the gene LCA5, whose product is annotated as lebercilin LCA5. Gene Ontology annotation, cellular component: axoneme. Gene Ontology annotation, biological process: intraciliary transport. Lineage: Eukaryota; Metazoa; Chordata; Mammalia; Diprotodontia; Vombatidae. The record is from RefSeq and is a predicted model, not a curated record.